AUGAGUUCCGGUGAGUUGGGUUGCAUCUACGCCACCUUGAUUCUCCACGACGAUGGAAUCCCAAUCACCGCGGAGAAGAUCAGCACAAUCUUGAAGGCUGCCGAUGUCACCGUUGAAUCCUACUGGCCAAGCCUAUUCGCUAAGCUUGCUCAGAGCAAGAACGUUGACGAUCUUGUUUUGAACGCUGGCGUAGCGGGUGGAGCCGCCGUUGUUUCAUCCGGUGGAGCAGCACCCGCCGCUAGUGGAGCUGCAGCAGCAGAGGCACCUGUUGAGGCCAAGAAGGAAGAGGCCAAGGAAGAAAGCGACGAUGACAUGGGCUUUAGUUUGUUUGAUUAG
Molecule: messenger RNA, 336 nt
Organism: Vicia faba (fava bean)
Lineage: Eukaryota; Viridiplantae; Streptophyta; Magnoliopsida; Fabales; Fabaceae
Source: the annotation of a GenBank genome assembly